AACAAUGAUAUGAACCCUUCAACAUAUGAAAAUGAACCCACCACCAUCAUCACUACCCUUUUCCACCAUACACAUUCAAAGGGUUGGUUUAUGCUUCUGCCAUACGAUUAUAAAAACAUUGCAACAUAGCACUCUCAUUUGAACCUUGAGGGGUAUGACCAAGACCAUAACCAAGAAAACAAGAACAGAAUGAUGGAAUCUAGUGUUCAGUUGUGCAAUUCUUGUGGGGAACAAAUUGGAGUUGAUGCUAAUGGAGAGGUGUUUGUGGCUUGUCAUGAGUGCUAUUUUCCAAUCUGCAAAGCUUGUUUUGAUUAUGAAAUGAAUGAGGGUCGCAAAGCUUGUCUGAGAUGUGCUACUCCCUAUGAAGAAAGAUCCAAAAAUGAUGAUGACACCAAGGUUAAUGGAAAUCGGUCAACAUCAAUGGCUUCUGAGCUCAGUAUUUCUCAGGAUGUUGGAAUCCAUGCUAGGCAUGUCAGUACUGUGUCCACAGUGGAUAGUGAGUUAAAUGAUGAAUAUGGGAAUCCAAUCUGGAAAAAUAGAGUGGAGAGCUGGAAGGAGAAGGAUAAGAAGAAAAACAAGAAGAAAAAGGCUGAAUCUAAGGCCGAAAAUGUGGCGCCAAUUCCCCCGGAACAGCAGAUGGAAGAAAUACAGUCCUCAGAGGCUGCUGCUGCUGAGCCACUCUCAAUUACUAUUCCAAUAUCGAAAACAAAAAUGGGACCAUACAGAUUUGUGAUAAUCAUGCGUCUGAUAAUCUUAGGUCUCUUCUUCCAUUACCGAGUCACAAAUCCUGUUGACAGUGCUUUUGCUUUGUGGUUGACAUCUAUCAUCUGUGAGAUCUGGUUUGCAUUUUCAUGGGUGUUAGAUCAGUUCCCUAAAUGGUAUCCCAUCAACAGGCACACUUUUAUUGACAGGCUUUCUGCCAGGUUUGAAAGAGAGGGUGAACCAUCUCAGCUUGCUGCUGUGGAUUUCUUUGUCAGUACAGUGGAUCCAUUGAAGGAACCGCCCCUGAUCACGGCUAACACAGUGCUUUCUAUUCUUGCUGUGGACUACCCUGUGGAUAAAGUAUCCUGUUAUGUGUCUGAUGAUGGUGCUGCAAUGCUUACAUUUGAAUCCCUUGUGGAGACAGCUGAUUUUGCAAGAAAGUGGGUUCCGUUUUGCAAGCAGUACUCGAUUGAGCCGCGAGCGCCUGAGUUCUACUUCUCUCAGAAGAUUGACUACCUCAAAGACAAAAUUCAACCUUCUUUUGUGAAGGAACGUAGAGCUAUGAAGAGAGACUAUGAGGAGUAUAAAGUAAGAAUCAAUGCUUUGGUAGCCAAGGCACAGAAAACACCAGAAGAAGGAUGGACUAUGCAAGAUGGAACCCCUUGGCCUGGGAAUAACUCGCGCGAUCACCCUGGCAUGAUUCAGGUUUUCCUUGGACACACUGGUGCACAUGACAUAGAAGGGAAUGAACUUCCUAGGCUGGUGUAUGUUUCCAGAGAGAAAAGGCCAGGUUACCAACAUCACAAAAAGGCUGGUGCUGAAAAUGCAUUGGUGAGGGUCUCAGCAGUUCUCACAAAUGCUCCCUUCAUUCUCAAUCUUGAUUGUGAUCAUUAUGUUAACAAUAGCAAGGCUGUCCGGGAAGCAAUGUGUUUUCUUAUGGAUCCAGAAGUUGGUAGGGAUGUCUGUUAUGUGCAGUUCCCCCAGAGAUUCGACGGUAUUGAUCGCAGUGAUCGAUAUGCAAAUCGCAACACAGUUUUCUUCGACGUUAACAUGAAAGGACUUGAUGGAAUUCAAGGACCUAUGUAUGUGGGAACUGGAUGUGUUUUCAAUAGACAAGCUCUUUACGGUUAUAGUCCACCUUCCAUGCCCAACUUACCAAGAUCUUCUUCAUCAUGCUGCUGCUGCUGCCCCUCAAAGAAGGCCAAAAAAGAUGUCUCUGAGCUUUAUAAAGAUGCAAAGAGGGAAGAACUUGAUGCUGCUAUUUUUAAUCUUAGGGAGAUUGAAAAUUAUGAUGAAUAUGAGAGGUCAAUGCUGAUUUCACAGAUGAGCUUUGAGAAAACAUUUGGCUUGUCCACUGUUUUCAUUGAGUCCACAUUGAUGGAGAAUGGAGGUGUUCCUGAUUCUGCAGAUCCCUCAAUGCUGAUCAAGGAGGCCAUUCAUGUAAUUGGCUGUGGAUAUGAAGAGAAGACUGAAUGGGGAAAAGAGAUUGGUUGGAUUUAUGGAUCAGUGACAGAGGAUAUCUUAACUGGAUUCAAGAUGCACUGUAGAGGAUGGAGAUCAAUUUACUGCAUGCCAUUAAGGCCAGCAUUCAAAGGGUCAGCACCAAUCAACUUGUCUGAUAGGUUGCACCAAGUUCUUAGGUGGGCCCUUGGAUCAGUUGAAAUCUUCUUCAGCAGACACUGCCCUUUGUGGUAUGGAUUUGCAGGUGGACGCCUCAGAUGGCUUCAGAGACUAGCUUACAUAAACACCAUUGUCUAUCCUUUCACAUCACUUCCUCUAGUUGCUUAUUGUUCCUUGCCAGCAAUUUGCCUUCUCUCUGGAAAGUUCAUCAUUCCAACGCUAUCAAACCUAGCAAGUGUACUCUUUCUUGGACUAUUUCUGUCCAUCAUAACCACCAGCAUCUUGGAGCUUCGAUGGAGUGGCGUGACCAUCGAAGCAAUAUGGCGAAACGAGCAGUUCUGGGUCAUAGGAGGCGUCUCGGCCCACCUCUUCGCCGUCUUCCAAGGUUUCCUGAAGAUGUUAGCAGGCAUUGACACAAACUUCACAGUCACAGCAAAAGCUGCAGAUGACACAGAGUUUGGUGAACUCUACAUCAUAAAAUGGACCACACUCUUGAUCCCUCCAACAACUCUGAUCAUAGUUAACAUGGUUGGUGUUGUUGCUGGUUUCUCUGAUGCACUCAAUGGAGGUUAUGAGUCUUGGGGGCCUUUAUUUGGCAAAGUUUUCUUUGCAUUUUGGGUUAUUUUUCAUCUGUAUCCAUUCCUCAAAGGUCUCAUGGGUCGCCAGAACAGAACACCAACCAUUGUUAUACUUUGGUCAGUGUUGUUGGCAUCAGUCUUCUCUCUUGUUUGGGUUAAGAUCAAUCCCUUUAUCAGCAGAACUGACAGCUCAACCAUCUCAGGGACUUGCAUUUCUAUUGAUUGUUAAAAUCUCACAAUUAUCAAACAGUUUUGAUCAUAUGGUAUUUGUGAAAGAUUUCAUUUGCUACAGUGUGCAAAGUCAUAAAAUGUGUAACUAUUUUUCACCAGGGUUAAAAACUCUCUUGAUAUA
Molecule: messenger RNA, 3252 nt
Organism: Arachis ipaensis
Lineage: Eukaryota; Viridiplantae; Streptophyta; Magnoliopsida; Fabales; Fabaceae
Gene: IRX1
Product: cellulose synthase family protein
Biological process (GO): cellulose biosynthetic process
Cellular component (GO): membrane
Molecular function (GO): cellulose synthase (UDP-forming) activity
Source: RefSeq, a predicted model, not a curated record